CACUUUCAGCCAGCUUUUUGAGGCAGUUUUGGACCCUCUUCUCCUGUUCUCUGAACAAACACCACUUCAUGUCCAAUCCAAUCAUCCACUUCAUGUCAAUCCAAAACCCACCCAGCGGUGCAAAUAACACAAGUUAUAUUAAUUAUUACCUUGCUCUUUCUUUUUCUUUUUUCUUAAAUAAUCAUGUCUGUCACUAGUCCACAUUACAUGAAAAAGAAAAAAAUUAAGCAUAUGUAUGUGAGCAGAACCAAAAAAAAAAAAAAAAAGAAACAAAGAAAACAAACAAGAUCGUUUUAAAUAAUUCAGAGAUUCUACAGCUUUUAUAUAAAAAGUUUUUUCACGGCAUGUCCCUGUCGGUAUUAAUAAUUGUUGUUUUUCUUUUUCCUUUUUGAGUUCCUUUUCGUUAACUAAUACGAUGUUCAGUUACUUACAGCCAGUAGAUGCAUUUCUGUGUGUCUGGUACUGUUUAUAAGUAUUCCAUGCUAAUUUGUACUAACACACAUGUGAUGUGAUCUCUUCUGUUCUGUUCUGUUUCUGAUCUGAUCUCUGUUUCAAGAGAAUCAUAUUUCUUUACUUGACCAGAUCUCUCAUUGUAUCAACAACAACAGCCCAGUUCAAGAUUGUUCAAUUCUCAUACUGCGUUUGUUUAAAAAGGAUUAAAUUUGUUUUUAAUUUUAAAAUAUUUUGAUUUUGAGAUGGGGAGUCUCUGCUCCAAGUUCAUUCCAUGCUGCUUGGAUUCACAGUUCAAAGCAGCUGCAGUCGUUGAAGUUCCUGAUACUGUUGGGAAUGAAGGAAAGAGUGAGAUUGAUUACUUGCCAGCUUUUCGUGAGUUCACGUUCGAGCAGUUAAAGAAUGCAACGUCAGGUUUUGCAGUAGAAAACAUAGUGUCUGAACAUGGAGAGAAGGCUCCAAAUGUUGUUUAUAAAGGGAAGCUGGAAAACCAAAGGAGAAUUGUUGUUAAACGUUUUAAUAGAAUGGCUUGGCCUGAUGCAAGACAAUUUUUGGAGGAAGCAAGAUUUGUCGGUCAGCUCCGCAACCAUAGAUUGGCAAAUUUGCUUGGUUGUUGUUGUGAAGGUGAUGAGAGGCUACUUGUGGCAGAAUACUUGCCCAAUGAGACACUUGCAAAACACCUUUUUCAUUGGGAAACACAACCUAUGAAAUGGGCAAUGAGAUUAAGGGUUGCUCUACAUCUUGCUGAAGCUCUAGAAUACUGUACAAGUAAAGGCCGUGCCCUUUAUCACGACCUUAAUGCUUAUAGAAUUCUAUUUGAUGAGGAUGGUAAUCCAAGACUGUCGAGCUUUGGUCUGAUGAAAAACAGCAGGGAUGGAAAAAGUUACAGUACUAAUUUAGCAUUUACACCUCCUGAGUAUUUGAGAACUGGGAGAGUAACACCAGAAAGUGUGAUAUAUAGUUUUGGCACUCUUUUGGUUGACCUUCUCAGCGGAAAGCAUAUCCCUCCCAACCAUGCCCUUGACUUGAUACGGGACAGAAACCUACAGAUGUUGACAGAUUCUUGCUUGGAAGGACAGUUUUCUAAUGAUGAUGGGACUGAGUUAGUACGCUUGGCUUCUCGAUGUUUACAGUAUGAACUCCGGGAACGACCAAGUUCAAAAUCAUUAGUGGCUGCUUUGACUCCUCUUCAGAAGGAAACUGAAGUUCCUUCCCAUGUUUUAAUGGGUAUACCACAUAGUGCUUCGCUCUCUCCUUUAUCCCCAAUUGGUGAGGCUUGCUCGAGAAAGGACCUGACAGCCAUACAUGAAAUCUUGGAUGGCCUUGGCUAUAAAGACGAUGAAGGAGUAACAAAUGAGCUUUCUUUCCAAAUGUGGACUGAUGAAAUGCAAGAAACUUUAACUUUCAAGAAGAAGGGUGAUUCUGCUUUCAAGCAGAAGGACCUCAGAGAUGCAAUUGAGUGUUAUACACAGUUCAUUGAUGCUGGAACCAUGGUUUCCCCAACCCUUUUUGCACGACGCAGCCUGUCUUUCCUCAUGACUGACAUGCCUCAAGAAGCUCUAAAUGAUGCAAUGCAAGCGCAAGUCAUUUCCCCUGUAUGGCAUGUUGCAUCUUAUCUCCAGGCUGUCGCCCUUGGUGUAUUAGGAAUGGAGACUGAAGCACAGGUAGCACUGAAGGAAGGUACAAAUUUAGAAGCUCAAAAGAACGCAACCUCUGAACAGAAGUGACAAAUGUGGAAUACGCUUACGGUGAUCUGUGAAUUUCCUUGAUUCCUUCAAGUGAUGCUCCAUAUGAGCACGAACGCAUGGCACUGAUUGUAGUUUUCACUUCCAAGGAUGGCGACGAUAGCUUUCAAUCGUUUCCAUAAUUUUAGUCAAAGAGAGCAAAUUUUAUUUCCACUGAUGAUUGGUAUCUUGGGGUUGGAAUUUUUCCAAACAAACAAUAUAAAGCAUAGAAGCUCUGCUGAUUCUUGCGAGGCUUGAUCAAUUGUGUACUUACAGGUUCUAAAAGGAUUUCCUGUCACUCCAUUAGAAACAGGAGAAAAUUUGUAUUUGUUGUUUUUAUUCUUUUCGGCGAGUGAAAAAGAAAGUUGACGGGAGGCAAAGAACAUUUGUUUGCUUGUCCUUUGUGUAUAGCGUCUCCCUAAUUAUCAUUUUCUUGGUGAUAUUGAGCAAUGUUAUUUGGCACUGGUAGGGAAUAUUCCUACUAUGUUCCCAUUUGCUUGGCA
Ricinus communis (castor bean) is the source of this 2677-nucleotide messenger RNA. Its product is annotated as serine/threonine-protein kinase BSK3. The record is from RefSeq and is a predicted model, not a curated record. Gene Ontology annotation, molecular function: protein binding; protein kinase activity; ATP binding. NCBI's taxonomy places the organism in Eukaryota, Viridiplantae, Streptophyta, Magnoliopsida, Malpighiales, Euphorbiaceae. Gene Ontology annotation, biological process: protein phosphorylation; brassinosteroid mediated signaling pathway. The transcript is spliced from 10 exons. Bases 696 to 2177 code for a protein of 493 amino acids.